AUGUUGCUCGACGAAGACCCCGGGACGCUCAUCCACCACACGAUCGGUAAUUUCAAUAUCCAUCCGGAUAAACAAGCCGUCACACGCAUCAAUGACUCGCUCUCAACCCUCCAGCAGUCGCGCGACCUGCGCAUUCGCGAGGCUGAAUCGGCCAUGCGAAAACUAUCGCGUAAUCUGAACUCCUUGUCAACCCAACAUGAGGAAGCUGUCUCAGUGCACGAUUCAGGAAAACACGCGGCGGAGAUUGUCGAGCUGGACACCAAGAAGUUCCGCAUUGCCAAGGCCGCUUCGGAACUGGAGAUUGAAAGUGAGAGAUUGGAGAGCGAACUCGAAAUGCUCAAGGAAAGACUGGCCGAUCUCGAGUCCCAGGGCUUAGAGGGCGAUGAGACAACUCGGCGCGAACGUGAGGCGGAUGAUGCAACAAUCCUGCGUCUCAAGAUCUUCCGCUCGUUGGGUGUUGACAUUGAGCCCGAUGAUGCGGGCAACUUCAACCGGGCUGUUAUUCGGAACAGCCGCAAGGGUGAUGUUCAUGUCGUUAAUAUCGACCCCAAGUUCUCGCGCUUCUUCUAUGCGAACUAUUUCUGGUCAACGAUGCAGGGAUAA
This is a messenger RNA of Penicillium olsonii, 603 nucleotides long. The record is from the annotation of a GenBank genome assembly. NCBI's taxonomy places the organism in Eukaryota, Fungi, Ascomycota, Eurotiomycetes, Eurotiales, Aspergillaceae.